GUCGUUGAGGCAGAGCUUUGAGUCAACGUUACCCGACUCCCUCUUGACUGGAAAUAUCUCCCGCUCUCCCGCGGCUCAUAGCCAUCCGACUCCUCCCCUGCAAUCGGAGCAUCGAGCUGAAGAGAACCUCCGAUGAGCCUGUUCAUCAGUAGCUUCUCCGGCCACGGCCUCCGCUCCUGCAGAAUUUCCAGCCGCAAGCACGAUUUCAGCACCUCUCACGAAGGGGGGCGGAAGUUGCCAUCGAAAAUGAUGAAGAGGAGCUCCUCUGGUGGGAAUCUUCCCCAACACAGUGAAUCGAUUUCGGCAACUUUAAGUCAUGGAAAAUUUGGAAAGGAGACGUUUUUGGCUGCUAUUACAGCAGCAAAUUUGGUUCCAGUAGAUGUGGCAAAGGCAAUCAGCAUCGAGAAUGUUCAGGAACUUGCUGCUUCUAUUUACACCGUAGCUGAUGGAAGCCCAGGAGAUUGGUUUGGUGGAAUCCUUUAUUCAGCUGGACAACAGGCCAAUGAAGCUGUCCAGAGUCAGCUGUCAGCUCUUAGUUUUACUAGUCUGGCUGUUAUUUUUGGGGCGGGGCUUGUGACUAGCCUUUCUCCAUGUACUCUGAGUGUAUUGCCACUGACCCUUGGUUAUAUUGGAGCUUUUGGUUCUGGGAAAAGCCGAGCAGAGAUCAUUGGAGAUUCAAUUGCGUUUGCGUUGGGUUUAGCUACCACACUAGCACUUCUAGGCAUUGCUGCUUCCUUUGCUGGAAAAGCUUAUGGUCAGAUAGGUCAGGGAUUACCUUUGGUUGCUUCUGCACUUGCUGUUGUCAUGGGUCUAAAUCUCCUUGAGAUAGUCGAAUUGCAGCUUCCCUCAUUUUUUGACAGUUUUGAUCCUCGUGCUGCCGCUGCUAAUUUCCCAUCAAGUGUGCAAGCGUAUUUAGCAGGGCUUACAUUUGCAUUGGCAGCCUCUCCCUGCAGUACACCCGUUCUGGCCACUCUGCUGGGAUAUGUAGCAGCAUCUAAGGAUCCAGUAAUCGGAGGAAGCCUGCUUCUAACAUACACUACUGGAUAUGUUGCACCGCUUCUCCUCGCUGCUUCCUUUGCUGGGGCCUUGCAGAGCCUGCUUUCAUUCCGCAAGUUCUCGGCAUGGAUCAACCCAGUGAGCGGGGCCCUUCUGUUAGGAGGGGGCAUCUAUACGUUUCUUGAUCGGCUGUUCCCACCUACAACAAUGGCAAUGUAGAGAAUUCUACAGGUCUCAGCGGUGUACAAUUUGCCCUCCAUAGAACAGCGGGAUUGAAAACAUCGGAAAAAAAUAGAUAUCAUUAAUGGCGCAUAGCGAUGAUCUGUUGUAUAGUUUUGUGUUGGCAUUGAAAUUACAUUGAAAGCAAGGGGCAGUGUUACAGUACAUUCACUUGUAUAAAGUCGAAAUGUGUGCAGAUUUUUCUACA
Punica granatum (pomegranate) is the source of this 1423-nucleotide messenger RNA. The record is from RefSeq and is a predicted model, not a curated record. NCBI's taxonomy places the organism in Eukaryota, Viridiplantae, Streptophyta, Magnoliopsida, Myrtales, Lythraceae.